Messenger RNA from Rhinichthys klamathensis goyatoka, 1180 nucleotides. RefSeq names its product transmembrane protein 229A (gene tmem229a). The transcript has a single exon. The record is from RefSeq and is a predicted model, not a curated record. NCBI's taxonomy places the organism in Eukaryota, Metazoa, Chordata, Actinopteri, Cypriniformes, Leuciscidae. Bases 213 to 1154 code for a protein of 313 amino acids.
UGUACAGUCGAUGAGUAGGACAGCGCCACCUGGCGGAGGGUGUCAUUACGUCUCUGUAUUUUCUUCUCUUCUCAUUCCGCUCCUUCCAAUGAUAGAGCGAGAAUGCGGUCAGUGAGAUUGUGUGCCUUCGCGGGGGUUCAGCGGGUCACCGGCGACUCAAAUGGCCUUUAAGCGAAGACGCGUCGACAUCUGAGUGUGUUUAAAGGAGAGAUAUGAUGAUGACGAGCCCGGGGGCGCGCGACACAGCACGCGCUUUACCGCAGUGGAUGCGCAUGUAUUUCUACGGGAUGCACGGAGUCACACUGGACAUCCUUCUGUCCUCCGCGCGCCACUUUCUGGAUGAACACGACCUCACACUGCUGGGAUUCUCCUCUCCGUACCUGUGCAUCGCGCACUCCGUCACGCAUCUGCUCCUGGAGAAGAUCUACCAGCAGAAGAGAUGCUUCCACGGGCGCCCGGCCGUUUUCCACCUCGUCUUCUACCCGUCCCUGUACAUCUGCCUGCAGAUUUUAAUCGGGAAUCUGGUGACCUGCACGGAGAACAUCAGAGUGGUGUCCAUCACGCAGCUCGUGGUGCAUUACAUGCUCGCUUUAUACUUCUCAAACAUCUUUCAUAGAGGCGUCUUGCAUCUGCGGUAUCAGGAAAACAGGGUGUCGUGGAGACCCGCGCGCGCGAGCCGGUUACCCGGACUCCUGCGCUUCGUGUUCUUCGGGAUGCACGGGUUUCUGGAUGAGGUGGUCUUCACGUCUGUGUUUAAUCUGUUCGAGAAAGAGGACCGGAGCUUGAAGGGUCACACAUCCCUGUGGUCCUUCUUCAUGUAUGGAAGCUGCAGCUUCGUGGUGGAGAAGCUUUACCUGCACCUGCACUUCAGGAGAGGAUGGAGAACCUGGAAGAGGCUUCCCAUCUACAUCUGCUUCAUCUACGCCUGGGAGUUCAGCUGGGGCUUCGCUCUCAGGCACUUCGGCGCAUGUUCCUGGGAUUAUUCCCAUUAUCCCCUUAAUUUCAUGGGACUGGUGACCUUGCUGUAUCUUCCUGGAUGGGUUUGUCUGAGUCUGUAUCAAGACGUCUUGUCUAAUGCUCUGAUGAGGGUUGUGUGUGGUGAUGACGAGGACAAGGACAGAUUGCAUGUUGGACCAGGAAAAAAAGGCAUUUGAGUGUUUGAUGCUUGAGAAAGCUUUUA